Messenger RNA from Nannizzia gypsea CBS 118893, 402 nucleotides. RefSeq lists its product as hypothetical. The record is from RefSeq and is a predicted model, not a curated record. The transcript has a single exon. The coding region runs from base 1 to 402 and encodes 133 amino acids. Lineage: Eukaryota; Fungi; Ascomycota; Eurotiomycetes; Onygenales; Arthrodermataceae.
AUGUAUAACCGUUCAGGCUUCAAUAAAGGGAAGGAAAAAACACACACACAAUGCACUCCGGCAGUGAAGCACAGGGCGCAACUGUUGCGAAACCAGAGAGAAGUCGAAACGAUGAUAACAAUCUCGGAAGACAACGCAAGAUGUGCCACAAACCAAGCUCGAUACAGGUUAAGAAAAAAAGACCAGCCUCAUAUAACGAACCCUUCUCGCCGAAAGGCUCUCGUUUGUCCUGGAGGAGAGAGAGAGAAGAGAGUGGCUAGGGAAAUGAAGGGCUGGAAAAAAGAAAUGGCCGGGCUUGCAGUCAGAGUUGAUAUCUUGCCAGGCGGGCUCUUCAGUGAAAUAAAGGGACAAAUUCGUGGCAAACGCAGGGCUGCACGCUUGAGGCGGCUUUACGAAGGGUAG